Messenger RNA from Acomys russatus (golden spiny mouse), 3675 nucleotides. It is a transcript of the gene Cgn, whose product is annotated as cingulin. The transcript has 20 exons. Lineage: Eukaryota; Metazoa; Chordata; Mammalia; Rodentia; Muridae. The record is from RefSeq and is a predicted model, not a curated record. Gene Ontology annotation, cellular component: myosin complex. The coding region runs from base 36 to 3620 and encodes 1194 amino acids.
UAGGACCUUUCCUUCAUGUGGAGCAGGCGCGCAUCAUGGCUGAUCCCCGGGGCCCUGUAGACCAUGGAGUCCAAAUUCGCUUUAUAACAGAACCAGAGGAUGCUACUGAGAUGGGUACCCUUCGUCGUGGUGGGAGGCGCCCUGCUAAGGACGCCAGAGCCAGUACCUACGGGGUCGCUGUGCGUGUGCAGGGCAUUGCCGGGCAGCCCUUUGUGGUGCUUAACAGUGGAGAGAAAGGGACUGACUCCUUUGGCGUCCAAAUCAAGGGGGCCAACAGUCGGGGGUCCCCAGGAACGCUGAGCUCUGAUUCGGAGCUCCCUGAGAACCCCUACUCUCAAGUCAAGGGAUUUCCAGCCGCUUCUCAGGGAAGCACCUCUGAUGAGGAGCCCAGGGAGCACUGGAAAGGAAGGCUGCUCCGUUCCCAGUCGCAAGCCUCUCUGACAGGCCUUGCUUCUGUGGGUCCCAGCAACAGGAGCACCAGCUUGCUGGAACUAGCCCCUCAAAAGACUGUCCCGGUGAACACCAUCGACACUGCCCCGUUGUCUUCAGUGGACUCGCUCAUCAGCAAGUUCGAUAGUCAGAAGGGAGCCCAGGUUCGGGGCCGGGCUGCCCGCCGCACGCGGACCCUUCCCCAAGAACAGCGCAAGCGGAGCCAGAGUCUGGACAGCAGGCUCUCGAGGGACACCUGCGAAGAUCGGGAACGCCGGUCACCCAACCACUGGACCCCAGGCACAAAGUAUGACCACUAUGUGGACAGUUCAAAGCAGCCAUCGUCCAAGAGCCAGAGCCCUCUCAGCAGCUUCAGCCGGUCCCGUCAGACUCAAGACUGGGUGCUUCGGAGUUUUGAGGAGCCGCGGGAGAAAGCACAGGAUCCCUCCAUGGUGCAGUUCAAAUCAACUCCAGACCUUCUCCGAGACCAGCGGGAGGCAGCAGCACCAGGCAGUGUGGACCAUGUGAGGGCCACCAUCUAUGGCAUCCUCAGGGAGGGAAGCGUGGAGAGUGAGGCAUCCGUGAGGAGGAAAGUCAGUCUGGUGCUGGAGCAGAUGCAACCUCUGGGGAUGGUUCCUCCUGCUUCUACUAAGGCCCUGGCAGGGCAGGGUGAGCUAACCCAAAAGAUGGAGGAGCUCCAGAGAAGGCUGGACGAAGAAGUGAAGGAGCGGCAGAAGCUGGAGCCGUGCAGGGUUGGGCUAGAGAGGCAGCUGGAGGAGAAGGCAGAAGAGUGUAACCGGCUGCAGGAGCUGCUGGAGAGGAGGAAGGGGGAGGCCCAGCAGAGCGCCAAGGAGCUUCAGCACACGAAGCUGCUCCUGAGCCAGGAAGAGGGGCUGCGGCACGGGCUGGAGAGCCAGGUGAGGGAGCUGCAGGCCACGCUGAAGCCGAGUCCGGAGCCUGGGAAGGAGACGCUCCUGAAGGACUUGAUGGAGACCCGGGAACUUCUGGAAGAGGUCUUAGAAGGCAAACAACGGGUAGAGGAGCAGCUGAGGCUGCGGGAACGCGAGCUGACAGCCCUGAAGGGGGCCCUGAAGGAGGAGGUGGCUUCCCACGACCAGGAGGUGGAGCACGUCCGGCUGCAGUACCAGCGAGACACGGAGCAGCUUCGCCGGAGCAUGCAAGAUGCGACCCAGGACCAUGCUGCAAUGGAAGCUGAGAGGCAGAAGAUGACUUCCCUGGUGCGGGAGUUGCAAAGGGAGCUAGAGGAGACCUCAGAGGAGACAGGGCAUUGGCAGACCAUGUUCCAGAAAAACAAGGAUGAGCUGAGAGCCACCAAGCAGGAACUGCUGCAGCUGCGGAUGGAGAAGGAGGAGAUGGAGGAGGAGCUGGGGGAGAAGAUGGAGGCCUUACUGAGGGACUUGGAGCAGGCCCGAGCCGGUGCGAAAGACAGUCACCAGGUUGAAGAGCUUAGAAAGGAGCUGCGCCGCACCCAGGGGGAGCUUAAAGAGCUUCGGGCAGAGCGGCAGAGCCAGGAGGUGGCUGGGCGACAGCGGGACCAGGAGUUGGAGAAGCAGCUGACCGUGCUGAGGGCCGAGGCUGAUCGAGCCCGAAACCUGGAGCAGCAGAACCUCCAGCUGCAAAAGACGGUGCAGCAGCUGCGGCAGGACUGUGACGAGGCUUCCAAGGCUAAGGUGGCAUCUGAGGCAGAGGCCAUGGUGCUGGGGCAGCGUCGGGCAACAGUGGAAACCACGCUUCGGGAGACCCAGGAGGAAAACGAUGACUUCCGAAGGCGCAUCCUGGGUUUGGAGCAGCAGCUGAAGGAGGCCCGGGGCCUGGCGGAGGGCGGGGAAGCGGCGGAGGCUCGACUUCGCGACAAAGUGCGUCGGCUGGAGGUAGAGAAACAGCAGCUACAGGAGGCCCUGAGUGCCGCCCAGGAGGAGGAGGGGAGCCUGGCAGCUGCCAAGCGGGCCCUAGAGGUCCGGCUGGAGGAGGCCCAACGGGGGCUGGUGCGCCUCGGGCAGGAGCAGCAGGCACUGAACCGGGCCCUGGAGGAGGAGGCCAAGCAGCGAGAGGCUCUCCGGAGGAGCAAGGCAGAGCUGGAGGAGCAGAAGCGCUUGCUGAGCAGGACCGUGGACCGACUCAACAAAGAGCUAGAGCAGAUUGGGGAUGACUCCAAGCUAGCCCUGCAGCAGCUCCAGUCCCAGAUGGAGGAGUACAAGGAAAAGUCCCGCAAGGAAGUGGCUGAUGCCCAGCGCCAGGCCAAGGAUUGGGCCAGUGAGGCUGAAAAGAAUUCAGGGGGCUUGAGCCGGCUUCAGGAUGAGCUGCAAAGGUUGCGGCAGGCCCUCCAGACGUCUCAGGCUGAGCGGGACACAGCCCGGUUGGACAAAGAGCUGCUGGCCCAGCGGCUGCAGGCGCUAGAGCAGGAGACUGAAAACAAGAAACGCUCCCAGGAUGACAAGGCUCGACAACUGAAGAGCCUCGAGGAGAAAGUCUCACGACUGGAAGCAGAGUUAGACGAGGAGAAGAGCACCGUGGAACUGUUAACAGAUCGGGUGAACCGAGGCCGGGACCAGGUGGAUCAGCUGCGGACAGAGCUCAUGCAGGAGAGGUCUGCCCGGCAGGACUUGGAGUGUGACAAAGUCUCCUUGGAGAGACAGAACAAGGACUUGAAGACCCGGUUGGCCACCUCAGAAGGCUUCCAGAAGCCCAGCGCCAGCCUCUCCCAGCUGGAGUCCCAGAAUCAACUGUUGCAAGAGCGGCUGCAAGCCGAAGAGAGAGAGAAGACAGUCCUGCAGUCCACCAACCGGAAGCUGGAGCGGAGGGUUAAGGAGCUCUCCAUCCAGAUCGACGAUGAACGGCAGCACGUCAACGACCAGAAAGACCAGCUAACCCUGAGGGUGAAGGCUCUGAAGCGUCAGGUGGAUGAAGCGGAGGAGGAGAUCGAGCGGCUGGACAGCCUGAGGAAGAAGGCGCAGCGGGAAGUGGAGGAACAGCACGAGGUUACCGAACAGCUCCGGGCCCGGAUCAAAUCCUUGGAAAAGGAUGCCUGGCGAAAAGCUUCCCGUUCAGCGGCCGAGUCAGCCCUCAGAGAAGACGGCCUGAGCUCGGACGAGGAGUUUGACGGCGUCUACGACCCUUCAUCCAUUGCGUCACUGCUCACCGAGAGCAACCUGCAGACCAGCUCCUGUUAGCGCGCGCUCUUAGGUUCCGAGGACCGCGAACGCGCUCGCUGCGGUCAAGCCUGCC